Lemur catta (Ring-tailed lemur) is the source of this 3376-nucleotide messenger RNA. RefSeq names its product establishment of sister chromatid cohesion N-acetyltransferase 2 (gene ESCO2). The record is from RefSeq and is a predicted model, not a curated record. Gene Ontology annotation, biological process: mitotic sister chromatid cohesion. Lineage: Eukaryota; Metazoa; Chordata; Mammalia; Primates; Lemuridae. The transcript has 11 exons. Gene Ontology annotation, cellular component: nucleus; chromatin. Gene Ontology annotation, molecular function: protein-lysine-acetyltransferase activity. Bases 192 to 2033 code for a protein of 613 amino acids.
AGAGCUUUUGCCGUGGGCUUGGCGCGGCGGCGGGCCCGAGACCGAGCCCCCGGCAGGUUCUCCGCCCUCGCCUGCACCGGGUUCCAGUCUUGCCGACGCCGGCGUUUUCUCGUCUUUUUGCCCGGGCAGGGUUGGGAUUCGGGACGCCUCUCUCCUUUGGGUCUUCCCGUAAGCCGCAGCUUGGAAUUAAGAUGGCAUCUUUUACUCCAAGGAAGAGGAAGCAGCAUUCUUUGAACUGUGAAAGCCUGUUGUCAGAUACUCCAUCAAAGAAAUCAAUUUUGCACUUCUCUGAAAAUCUAUUUCCAUCACCUAAUAAGAAGCACAUUUGUCAAAGUGAUAAAAAUGAAGAAAAGGUGCAUUGCUCUCAACAAGGCCAUUUCAUCUUAAGUCCAUUCAAAACAGCUGAAGAAGAUAGAUUGCCAUCUGCAAAUCAAGAUUCACCAUUUAAAUCUGCUGUGUCCACUGUAGCCUUUUACAACAACAAAAAUAAGUUGUACCUUAAUCCACUGGAGAGAAAGCUAAUAAAAGAGAGUAGAUCCACUUGUGUAAAAACUAAUAAUGAAGAUAAAUCUUUUCCCGGUGUGACAGAAAAAAUUCAGGGAAAAGCAAUUUGCUCCAAGAAGAGGAAGAAAACACCACAGAAGAGUUUAACUGCUAAGUGUCAACCAAGUUACAAGCACAUCAAGCCUAUAUCAAGGAAUUCUAAAAAUUCUAAGCAAAAUCGAGUGCCCUAUAAGCCAAUUAUGGAGAAAGAGAAUAAUUGUUAUUCAGCUAAAAAUAAUCCUAAUGCUCUUCGAGUUUUAAGCCAAAAAACAAAACCACAGGUUACACUCCAGGGUGGAGCAGCAUUUUUUGUUAGUAGAAAAAAAUCCUGUCUUAGAAAAAUUUCUCAGGAAAAUAAGCCAUCACUGGGACUCACCCAAAAGAAUAAAUCAGUAGUGACUGAAGAUUCUGAUGUAGAGACUGUCAGUGAAAGAAAAACUUUUGAGACAAGGCAAAUGCCAGAGUGCUUAUUACUGGAAAGGAAAUUGAACAUUGAGCUACUGAGUGCAAGAAGUAAAAAUGAAGACAAAUCAGUAAAGGAUUCGUCAGAUGGAGUAGUUUCUUCAAGGGAAUGUAAAGUAGAUAAAAAUAAGUCUUUUUCUUCAGAGGAUUCUCUUGGUGAGAACAAGACAAUGUCUCCCGAGUCCAUCUAUCCCAUCUUCAAUGCGUCUUCAGUCAAUACAAAAAGAUCUCUAGCUGAAGAACAGUCUUCUGUGGGAUCCAUCAUAUGUACUAACGUCUUGAAACAGACCAAUACCCAGAAAAAUACUAAUGCCAGAGAUACAAAUAAAGAAUCAAAAGACCAGCUCAUCAUUGAUGCAGGUCAGAAAUAUUUUGGGGCUACUAUGUGUAAAUCUUGUGGCAUGAUAUAUAAUGCUUCCAGUGCUGAAGAUGAAAUGCAGCAUGUUCAGCAUCACCACAGAUUUCUGGAAGGAAUCAAAUAUGUGGGGUGGAAGAAAGAACGAGUAGUAGCAGAGUUUUGGGACGGGAAAAUCGUGUUGGUCCUGCCACGUGAUCCAAGUUACGCUCUCAGAAAGGUAGAAGAUGUCCAAGAACUUGUUGAUAAUGAAUUGGGCUUCCAGCAAGUUGUUUCCCAGUGUCCAAACAAAACCAAAACUUUUCUCUUUAUAUCUGAUGAAAAGAGAGUAGUUGGAUGUUUAAUUGCAGAGCCCAUCAAACAGGCCUUUCGUGUCCUAUCUGAACCAACUGGCCCAGAAUCCCUAAGCUCUAAAGAAUGUCCUAGGGCUUGGCAAUGUUCAAAUGUACCAGAACCUGCAAUCUGUGGGAUAAGCAGAAUCUGGGUUUUCAGAUUGAAGAGAAGAAAGCGCAUUGCUAGACGACUAGUGGAUACUCUCAGGAAUUGCUUCAUGUUUGGCUGUUUUCUCAGCACUGAUGAAAUAGCAUUCUCUGACCCAACACCAGAUGGCAAGUUAUUUGCAACCAAGUACUGCAACACCCCUAAUUUCCUGGUAUACAAUUUUAAUAGUUAAAGCCGAUUUCAAAUAUAAAACAGUUACUGUGUGGAUAAGUUCAGAAAUUAUGUAGGGAUUCAAAGAAAAGGAAAUUUUUUGGGUGAUGUAUUGAUUAGCACUAUGGAUCUUUAAUUAUGAAACUUUGUAGCUGUAACAGAAAAAUUACUUGACUCCUGUGUAAGAGUUUUGACAAAGCAAGGUGUUCUCUACAGAAAUGUGACCUGGUCUUCUGGUUUUUUUAGGCUUUUUGUUUUUUGUUUUUUUUUUUAAUUUAAACAGGUUUAUUUUGAGCUUGAAUGUGUGUGACCAGCCUGGAGCACAUCGCCUCAAGAGAUCUUGAGAAAGUGUACCCCAGCCUGGUCUUUUAUAAAGCACACCUUUAGACCAGGAUUAUCUCAUGCCACAUCAGAAGCCAAGAGGCAAAUUUAAACCCAGGCAAAAAAAUUUCCAUGCUUAAGUUUUAAAGGUAAUUCCUGAAUUCUAUAUACAAAGUUCUCGCUUUAUAGGUCCUUCUGUACAGCAGCUCAGUCUGAAUAUAUUUAGAAAGUAUUUUGAGUUUCUUAUUUGUAACAAGAAAAAAUGGUAAGUAAGACAUCCCAUAUCCACUUAGGCAGAGCAGAAUUCCAUGGCUUAAUGUUUUAAUCUUUGAAAAUUAAAUAUGCAACUGUCAUCAAAUUUAAUUAAAAUUAUAAUUAACUACAUAUUAUCAUUUCAUUGAUUUUUGUUGCGUGAAAAUACUGAUAGUGCUACUUUAGGAAUUUGUUACUAGGAAUUGAUGUCAUUAACAAAAUGGAUGCCUAAUUUGUUUGGUUUCGUUUUUGUAUUUUUUUGCUUGUUUAAAAUGCACCUUCUUAUUCUGAGACAUCUGGCAAAAAAUCUUUGCAAAAUGUGUGGUCACAGAAUCAGGGUUAGUAAAUAUAUCUAGGCUGGUGGAGCAGAGAACAUAGAUGACAUUAUGUAACUACACCUAAAUGUGUACAGAUUUUUCUAGUAUAAUUCUUUCAUGCUUACUUUGUAAAGCAAAAAAAACAUUAUUCAGAUUGUUUUGAUUCUAAAAAAUCAUUUACUGUCUGGCAAUAAGACUCUAGGUGAGUAGCUUUCCAGGUUGUCACUCUGUGUAGAAUUGCUCAUCUGCAAUCUUUUUGCCUGUAAGUUAACAUGGUUCCAAAAUUCAAAAGCCUGGGUUCCAAAAGGAAUGUAGAAGUGUUAAAAUGUGUGUAAUAAUGCAAACAUCUUAAUACUAUUUUCUGCACUGCUGUUCUUUAAAAGUCUUUAAAAAUUUUAUUUAAAAAUGUUUACUACCUAUUUUGUUUGCUCAGUGCUGUUGUGAUGAAUCAAUUAAAAUUCUUUUAAGUACUCUG